This is a messenger RNA of Melopsittacus undulatus (budgerigar), 1824 nucleotides long. RefSeq names its product all-trans-retinol 13,14-reductase-like. The coding region runs from base 1 to 1824 and encodes 607 amino acids. The record is from RefSeq and is a predicted model, not a curated record. The transcript has 11 exons. NCBI's taxonomy places the organism in Eukaryota, Metazoa, Chordata, Aves, Psittaciformes, Psittaculidae.
AUGUGGCUCACACUGCUGCUGCUGCUGGUGCUGGGUGCGCUGGUGCUGGUGCUGGUGGCCCAUCGGCUGCUGGCCCCCUCCGGGAACCCCUUUGCACGGCCCCCACUGGAGCCCCCCCGGCCACUGGUGACGGAUCCGGCUGCCCGGGACAAGGUGCUGAAACAGGGGUUCAGCAGCCGGCGGGUGCCACCGGUGCUGGAUGCUGUGGUCAUCGGCAGCGGCAUCGGGGGCCUGGCGGCCGCGGGCACCUUGGCCAAGGUGGGCAAGAGGGUGUUGGUGCUGGAGCAGCACGAUCAGGCCGGCGGCUGCUGCCACAGCUUCCAGGAGCAGGGCUGCGAGUUCGAUGUAGGCAUCCACUAUGUGGGGCAGAUGCACCCGGGCAGCAUGCUGCGCGUGGCGCUGGACCAGCUCACCGACGGGCAGCUGUGCUGGCAGCGGCUGCCUGACCCCUAUGAUGAGGUGACCCUGGGGCUGCGGCGUUACCGGCUCCGUGCCGGUAAAACCGCCUUUGCCGCGGCGCUGGAGGAGCAGUUCCCAGAGGAGAAGGUGGCCAUCAGGGAGUUCAUGAGGCUCUCCAAGGUGGCCUCGCGGCACGUGGCGCUGCUGGCGGUGCUGAAGAUGGUGCCGCGGUGCUUGGCCGCGCUCCUGGUCCGCACUGGCCUCAUCUACUGGAUCUCACCCGUGUUCCGCAUGGCGGCCACCAGCCACAGCGAGGCCGUGGCGCGGCUGACGGGCAACCGCGACCUGCGCGCCCUGCUCUGCUACUUCUUCUAUGGCACAGCCCCGCAGGACUCCAGCUUCCUGGUGAACGUGCUCAUGGUUCACCACUACCAGCGCGGCGCAUGGUACCCGCGGGGGGGGGCCAGCGAGGUCGCGUUCCACACCAUCCCCGUUAUCGAGCGCGCCGGGGGGGCCGUGCUGGUGCGCGCCCCCGUCACCCGCAUCCUCGUGUCCCCCGACGGCACCGCCAUGGGGGUGGCAGUGCAGAAGGGGCCCAGCGAGGAGGAGGAGGUGGAGAUCUUCGCCCCCAUCGUCAUCUCCGACGCCGGCAUCUUCAACACCUUCGGCAAGCUGCUGCCCCCCCCGCUGCGCAGCCACCCCGACGUGAGCGCCCGCAUGGCCAUGGUGCGGCACGGCAUGGGCUCCUUCCUGGUGUUCGUGGGGCUGCGCGGCACCGCGGCACAGCUGCGCCUGCCCCCCACCAACUUCUGGAUCUACCCCCACAACGACCUGGAUGCCAUGAUGACCCAGUACGCUGCUCUGAGGCGUGACGAGGUCCCUGAGAACCUGGCCAUGAUGUUCAUCACCUUCCCUGCCGCCAAGGACCCCACCUAUGAGCAGCGGCACCCGGGACGGUCCUGCAUGACCAUCCUGACCAUGGCGCGGUACGAGUGGUUCGAGGAGUGGGCCGGGACCCGCGCCAAGCACCGCGGCGCCCAGUACCACCAGUACAAGAUGAGCAUCGCCCAGCGGCUGCUGGAGCGGGCGCUGCAGCGCUUCCCUCACCUCCGCGACAAGGUGUUGUUCGUGGAGGCCGCGUCCCCACUCACCAACCAGCACUACCUGGCAGCUCCCUGUGGGGAGAUGUAUGGGGCCGAGCACGACGUUGCGCGCUUCACCCCGGCCGUGGUGGCUGCCAUGAGAGCCGAGACCCCCGUGAGGAACCUGUACCUGACGGGCCAGGACGUGUUCAGCUGUGGGCUGGCAGGGGCUCUGCACGGGGGUCUCAUCUGCGCCUCCGCUGUCCUGAGCCGUCUGCUGUACUUGGAUCUGCUGCUCCUCAAGAGGAGGAUCAAGAGGAGCCGGGGACGGGAAACGGCGUGA